AAUGAUAUUCAAGAUCAUAAGAUUUUUAAUAAAAGGAAUUUUCAAAUAUGUAUUACCUAUCCUCUUUACUUCAUUUAUUAUUUAUGAAUGGCCUAAUCUGAAUGCUAAUUAGGCUAGAAUAUUAAUGAGCAUUAAUGUGUUGUUAAUUGUAAGAAUUGAAAAUUGUUUUGCAUUUUAUAGGUCUUAUAUUUGUUUAAUGUAGAUUCUAUAAACAGAAAAGUAGAUUUGAAUAUGAAAUGACAAUUUUCUUGGCAACUGUAAAGGUUGUUAAUUCAUUCCAAGCCUAAUCUGCCACCGGAUCAAUCUACAUUAUAGUACAAUACACAAUUAAUAGAUUUGUGAAUGGGUUUUCGAUUUGUUUUUACUCUGCAAUGCACUUUGUUAUGCUCUUUCUUUUUGCAUUAUUAUCAUAUUUGUUCUUAUUGUGAUUUUUGGACUUAUCAGAGGAGAUUUCCCUAUAGUUAACCGAGGAUUAUCUCCAGAAGAACUAUUAAAGUUAACUAGAAAACCAUGGAUUGAAUAUCAAGUACCAUAACAAGAAGACUGUCCUAUUUGUUUAUGUUAAUUAGAAUAGAUGGAAAUUAUAGUACAACUGCCUAAAUGUAAUCAUUAUUUUCAUGAUACUUGCAUCGAUGAAUGGCUAAAUGCAAAACCUUUAUGUCCAUCCUGUAGAAAUAAUGUAAGAAUGGCAUUACUAAAUGAUUGA
This is a messenger RNA of Paramecium pentaurelia, 706 nucleotides long. Lineage: Eukaryota; Ciliophora; Oligohymenophorea; Peniculida; Parameciidae. The record is from the annotation of a GenBank genome assembly.